This is a messenger RNA of Plasmopara halstedii, 150 nucleotides long. RefSeq lists its product as uncharacterized. NCBI's taxonomy places the organism in Eukaryota, Oomycota, Peronosporomycetes, Peronosporales, Peronosporaceae. Bases 1 to 150 code for a protein of 49 amino acids. The record is from RefSeq and is a predicted model, not a curated record. The transcript has 2 exons.
AUGACGUCAAAAACCAAGCUGCAAACGGUAAAGCGAAGCGACCGCGCAUCUCCAAACAUGGUUCGGUGCGCGGUGCUUGGUGCGGGGUUGCCGCUUAGUUACUGUGGUGACACAACUGAGUACGCCACGUUCCGACCGGGUAAUCCUUAA